AUGCGACCCGAGCGCACGGAGAAGCGGGGAGAAAUCUUCCCUCCCUCCCUGCCGCAGGUGUCUCCGGAGCAGGUGAUCCUGUCCCACAGCCCGCUGCGGCUCUUCAGCCAGUUCCAUCAGAAGUGCAUGCUGGUGGCCGGGCCGGGGCCCGUGGGGGAGGACNGAAAUAGCCUGGGCUUCAAGCAUGUGGUCACCAUAGAGGCACUGAGGAAGGCAUAUCCCCUGUUAGACAUGGUGGAUCAGAGCCGGCGGCCAAAAGAGCUGCCUCCUCCAACCACUGGCUUCCCCACUAUAGAAGGGGUGAUUCUGUUUGGUGAGCCAGUGAGGUGGGAGACAAGCCUGCAACUUAUUAUUGAUGUUCUCCUGAGCAACGGGAACCCUGGGGCAGAGCUGCAAGAUAUUCCGUACCCCCAUCUGCCCGUCCUCGCCUGCAACAUGGAUCUCCUGUGGAUGGCCGAAGCCAAGAUGCCCAGGUUUGGCCAUGGCACUUUCCUUCUCUGCUUGGAGAACAUCUACAAGAAAGUGACAGGGCGGGAGCUGAAGUACGAGGCCUUGAUCGGCAAACCCAGCACGGUCACCUACCGCUACGCCGAGCACUUGAUCAAGGAGCAGGCAGAGAAGCAGGGCUGGACGUCUCCCAUCCGACGCCUCUAUGCAGUUGGGGAUAACCCUAUGUCUGAUGUCUAUGGGGCAAACCUCUACAACAGCUACCUCAAGUCAGCUCACCAGAACCAGGUCCAGGCUGGGGUGAAGAGGAGCCCGCAGGCAGCCAGUCCCCAAACUGAGGAUCGCCUUGAGCUGAGGAAGGACUGCAGUAGUUUGGUGGAGAGUUGCGAGUCGAUUCUGGUCUGCACUGGGGUCUACCGCCACAACGCAGAUGUUCCCAGCAGCGCGGAGGAGCACGCGAUGGAGACGGUGUUCCAUGGCCACCGGGACUUCUGCUUUGACCCCAGCCUGGUGAAAGCAUCUUACGUAGUGCAGGAUGUGAAUGAUGCUGUGCAACUUGCUUUCAAGAAGGAGAACUGGAGCUAG
Tauraco erythrolophus (red-crested turaco) is the source of this 1032-nucleotide messenger RNA. The record is from RefSeq and is a predicted model, not a curated record. NCBI's taxonomy places the organism in Eukaryota, Metazoa, Chordata, Aves, Musophagiformes, Musophagidae.